AUGUUUUUAUUUAAUUUUGAUAAUGGCGAUCCAAAUCGACCAUCAUUCUUUGAAAUGUUAAAUCAAUUUCAAAUGAUGCCAUCUUUCAAACCAGCAUUAAAAUAUAUAUUUACAGUACUUUCACAAAGAAACCCAAAAUUAAGAUAUAUUGUAAACUAUUAUGAUGAAUGUUUUUAUUCAUUAUUGUUAUUGUUAGAAUAUCAUUAUUUAAAAUAUUAUGAGGGAUCAUUUUCAGAAAAUUUUUAUAAUUUAAAAAGAAUCAAAUCAUCAAAAAGUAGCAGUGUGGAUGGUGAUACAGUAUUUUCAUUAUUAAAGAGAUUGGUAGUUACCCCAAAAUCGGACCAUGAUCAACCAGAACUAUUAACUAAAAGUCAAAUUUUAAAGAAAUCAUUCGCAAUGCUAAGAAGAAAUAGAGCAGCAUCAGCAGCAUCUUUAAAAGAGGAUCAUUCAAUUAAAGAUUCAGAUAGAGCAGAGUCAUUAAUUUAUUUAGUAGUCAUACCAUACAUUAAAAGCAAGUUGGAUGAGUAUUACAAAAAAGAAUCAGAUCCACUAAUGGAGUUGGGUCUUUACGACGAGGAUAACGAUGACCAUGAAAGAAGAGUAUCAAAUGGCACUAUAUCGGAUCAAAUCGAAAGAGAAAGGUUAGAAUUGGUAGAGUUGGAUCAAAAGUUACAGUUACAGCAUGAAACUCGUUUAAAAAUAUAUAUUAGGUUAAAGAAAUUAAAACUACGUUAUUUAUUAUUUAAAAGACUGUUUGGAAGUUCUAGUAUUUUAAAGAAAUUAAAGACUAUAUUCCUCAAGGUUUAUCCAUUUGUCAAUGCAAUUUAUGAAGCUUUAUUUUUUAUUUAUCAACUAUUAUAUCUAUAUGAAUAUACAAAUUAUUAUACACCAUUUUUCCAUUUACAAAGUAUACAACUGAAAAGAUUAAACCAUAAAGAUAUUGAAAGUCACAGGGCAGCUAUUUCAAAUAGAAGAAGAGAUAGAAUUAAUUUUGUUAGAGAUUGGUAUGGUGCACCAUUCUUUGUACCAUUAGUAUCAGUUUUAGAUUCAAUUUUAGAUUAUUCAAAAUAUAUAUUACCAUUAUCAGUAUUUAUAUUUAAAUCAUUGGAAUGGUGGUAUAGUGAAAAUAGAAUAACUGCACCAACAUUACCAAUUCCAACACCACCAACACCAGCAAAGAGAGCACCUGGUGGUUUAGAAAUACCAAAAGAUAAAAAGCAAUGUCCAUUGUGCUCAAAAGAAAGAACUAAUCCAACCAUUUGUGGUAGUGGUUUUGUAUUUUGUUACCCAUGUAUUUUCGGUUAUGUUAAUGAACACAGUAAAUGCCCAAUUACAUUUUUACCAACCAAUAAAGAAUCAUUAAGAAAAAUUUAUGAAACUGUGUAA
Dictyostelium purpureum is the source of this 1386-nucleotide messenger RNA. RefSeq lists its product as uncharacterized. The record is from RefSeq and is a predicted model, not a curated record. Gene Ontology annotation, cellular component: peroxisomal membrane; peroxisomal importomer complex. Gene Ontology annotation, molecular function: ubiquitin-protein transferase activity; protein binding; zinc ion binding. The transcript has 4 exons. Gene Ontology annotation, biological process: protein monoubiquitination; protein import into peroxisome matrix. Lineage: Eukaryota; Evosea; Eumycetozoa; Dictyosteliales; Dictyosteliaceae. The coding region runs from base 1 to 1386 and encodes 461 amino acids.